This is a messenger RNA of Cladocopium goreaui, 1368 nucleotides long. NCBI's taxonomy places the organism in Eukaryota, Dinophyceae, Suessiales, Symbiodiniaceae. The record is from the annotation of a GenBank genome assembly.
AUGGCAGAGGUGACCCUGGCAGAGUUGCCCAUCAGAUGUCUCUGUGAGUUUUUGGGCACCUUUUUGCUGGUCUUCUCAGUGAUUUUCAGCAAGUUGACGGGGCAUCCAAUUUGGAGCGGUCUAGCCAUAGCAGCAGUGCACAUAGUCUUGCUGCAGUCGAUGGGAAAGAUGGCAUCGGGAAUUUUCAAUCCUGCCAUGUCCGUCGCACUGGGAACGGUGAGAGUUCUUGGUGGCCCUGGUCUGCACUGCUCGCAGGUUUUAGCCAUGGUGGUCGCCCAACUGCUUGGUGCCUUUACCGCAGCGCUGAUGGCAACCCUUUCGCUGGGAAAGGAGCUGCCUGUUGGAGACUACAUGGGGUACGGCCUGAAUGCAUUAGGUAUUUGUGAGUUUGUUUACACCUGCAUGAUUUGCUUCGUGGCAUUGAACGUUAUGAGCCCUAAGAGACAUGAGAAGGAGAAGCUGGAUUUCUAUGCAGUGGCCAUCGGUUUUGCGGUGCUGGCUGGUAUAUAUGGAGGCAAUAUGUGUGGUGCGGUUUUCAACCCAGCAGUGGCAUUGGCUCUGGACAUCACAAGUCCAAGCUACGGCUUCAACGGCGAUGGGACAUUCCUUAGUCUCUUCCACUUGUCGGCUGCGUACGUUGCGGCGCUGCUCUACUCCCAGGUGCGUCCACAGGAGUUUAACAAGCCAAGAAGUGAAGGCGGAUACUUUGAGCGAGGCGUCAGCGAAUGUGUCGGCUCCGUCCUGGUAGUACUAACUGCCAGUCUCAACUUCAGAAAGGGUACGAUUGUUGGUCCUUUGAGUGUUGCUGCUGCCAUGACGAGCAUGGCCUUUGCUCUGGAGGAUAUCUCAGGUGGACACUUCAAUCCGGCCAUCACUUGCGCCCACGCUCGAGCUGGCUGGUCAGGCCGAUUUUCUUGGUAUCGACACUGGCUGGCACAGAUCUGCGGAGCUGGCAUUGCUUCUUUAUUGGUUCAGCUUACCCUACUGCAGCAGCGCUCCUUCGGGCCCAAGCUGCCAUAUGAUUUGACACAGGCUCUAGUGUCUGAAGGGAUUUUCACCUUUUUGUUGUGCCUGGUCUCUUUGAGCGUGACAGUUUCCAGCAGAACCAAGGCCUCCCAGUUCUUUGGCUUAGCCAUUGGAUCGUGCAUGAUCGCGGGGGGCUAUGCAAUCAGCAGCGUAUCUGGUGGUGCAUUGAAUCCUGUGAUCGGAUUGGGCUUAGCCUUGGCGGGUGGUGGCCUGCGAAAUGCGCUCGCAUAUGCUACCAUUCAAAUUGCGUCAGCUGCUCUGGCUGCUGCCACCUUCAAGGUGCUGCACGGAGAAGCUGAGGUAAAACGAGAAAGUGAAAUUGACGCCAGGGAGGAGCUCUGA